Drosophila rhopaloa is the source of this 1655-nucleotide messenger RNA. RefSeq lists its product as uncharacterized. Gene Ontology annotation, biological process: negative regulation of oxidative stress-induced intrinsic apoptotic signaling pathway. The record is from RefSeq and is a predicted model, not a curated record. NCBI's taxonomy places the organism in Eukaryota, Metazoa, Arthropoda, Insecta, Diptera, Drosophilidae.
AUUAUAUAUUUCUUAACCGAUAUGUUUGAGAAUUCGCUGUUGAUCAUAAAGCCGGACUAUCUGCACAAGCGGCGUCCGGUGCUUUUGAAGUUGCUAGCUGAGGGAUUUCAGCUUCAGGGCAAUCGUAGGAUCGCUUUCUCGCCGGAAUCGGCUGCCGAGUUCUAUGCCGAUUACGCCGAUGAAAAAGGAUUUAUGUUGGAGGUCAUUCUGCUUUCGAAGGGCGUCGAGGCUUUUAUCGUUACCAAAGAGAAAGCCGUGCAGGAUCUGCUCAACAUCAUGAUUUGUUAUUUUGGUUCGGCUUCAGAUCUGGAACGCAAUAUUCAUGUUACCAAAAACAGCCGCAGCGUGGCUCGAGAAAUAAACUUUAUUUUUCCCAAUUAUAUCCAUGAGCCCCAUCAGAUGUUCGACCAUAACAACUUCUGCCAUCGUCCUAUGCUGAAGCCGCUGCUGGAGGAGAUUUACGACAUAAUGCAGAAUAUAGACUGCAGCCAGGAGAACUGGAAGGUGCGAUUAUCCGAUUAUUUGGUGCGCAGCAACCCAAAGAUGCCACAGAUCAGCAACCAGUGUCAACAGCGACCGGAUGUGGGCAUCCAGGACAAGUCGCAGCAGACCACCAUGACCUAUGCCCCGAUGCCGAGUGUAAGGGGCGUGCAACCACGUGCCAAAAAGACACAGAGCAGCAGCUCGCCCUUGUCCUCGACUUCACCGCACUCAUCCAUGCUGCUUUCGUCCUCCUCAUGUGUCACCUGUGGAGGAUUCGAAAGGACUGAGACCUGCAUCUCGGAACUGGAUCUCAAUAAGCGAGUGGAACCGCAUGAUGAGGAAGCAGUUUGUGUGGACGAGGAGAUCCUGUGGAAGGAGGUAGUGGUCUAUGAGGAGAUCCAGCCGGAGGAGGAACAAGAGUCCAAGGAGGGACAAGCCUUUGAUAUGGAGGAGGAGGGUCGCGAAGAGGCAAGUGGUUCGGAUGUGGAGUCGGACAGGAGUGUCCACGAGGCUGCACCGCCACCAGCUCAAGAUGAGGAGUCGGAUGCGGGAGAUGCUGCCACUGGGGAAGCAGGAGAACCUGCUCCCGCUCCGGUAGUGGUUCCUCCUGCGGCAGAGGCUCCUCCAGUCGAAGCCGCUCCACCCGCUGAAGAAGCUCCUCCAGCUGCAGAGCAACCCGAAGCCUAAGUUCAGUUCUUUAGUGCACCUGUUGCCACAUCGUUUGUUUUUUUGAAACAUAGACAAAAAUAGACUGCAAUGCGCGCAAUUUUGCGUUUGCCAUUGCACCAGUAGAACCACCUUCAAAUGGCAAUUGCGCACUCGCAGAAUUCGGGAGGAGGUCCUGCAUUUUUUCCCCGGAGAGUGCAACCUACACAGCAGCAAUAUAAACAGGAGCAACAGACACGGCAGCAACAGCUUUCAAACUUCUAACUUCCCGCCAGCAACAUUACAAAAAACGCAGGCGAAGUUUUUUUCGCUCCUUUUAAGCGUCCAAUAAAAAACGUAGAAAAAUAGAACAAACAAUGAAAUCAAAUAUAAUUUAUGGGCCAACUUUCUCUGCAAAAGUGUGCGUUGCAAGUGGCACACUUUUUCGCGAUGCAAAGUGCCCUGCAACGUGGCUGCAAUCAACCCAAUUAUAAGGAUAGCAAUAGACUUUGCUUGUUCAAAUUGCA